AGAGCUGGAAUGUGCACAACUUCAUUAACAAAAAAAUCAUGUCUGCAGACAUCUUUCACCACCCUCCUUCCCUCCAAACGAUACGCCUCAGAGACAAACUGAUUGAGGCAGGAUAAUUCUUUAUUCCAGUGCGAUUUCUGCCUGGCUGAGCAGCGUGUGGCUGGGAGCGAGGUGGGAGUGGUGAGUGCUGCAGCUGCCAGUGCUGGGUCACUGCUGGCUGCAGUUACAGACAAACCCUUUUGGUACCAGUUCUGCCACCCCUGUCCCCUCUGCCAGACAGGCUCCAGCAGCUGCUGGUCCCUCUCUAUUCUGCCCUCAUGAGACUCCACCUGCAGAGCUGCCUCUGGGGCCCACAACAUCACAAGGGUGCAGAGCUGCUGGAGCGAGUCCAGAGGAGGCCACAAAGACGCUCCAAGGGUUAAAGUCUCUCUGCUCUGGAGCCAGGGUGGGACAGCUGGGGGUGUUCACCUGGAGAAGACCCAGAGAGCCCUCAGAGCCCCUUCCAGAGCCAAAAGGCUGGAGAGGGAGUUUGGAUGUCUGGAGGGACAGGAGGGAAUGGCUUCCCACUGCCACACGGCGGGGUUGGAUGGGAAUUUGGGAAGGAAUAGCAGAAAGUGUUCCUGCCACUCUGGCAGGGGUUGGAACUGGAUGAUCUCUGAGAUCCCACCCAAACCAUUCUGUGAUUAAAGAAUGUGCUGCGUGUUCGCAGCAUCCGCUGCAAGGGCUCGGUGUGCGGGGAAGGGUUCGCUGUCAGGGUUUCAGUACCUGGGGAGGGGUGAGUGUUCGGGGAAGGGUCCAGAGCCCGGGGCAGGGUCGGCGCCGGGAUUUGGGAGCCCAGCCCAGCCCCGUGUGGCGGCCGCUCCUCCCCGCCGGCCGCUCCCGCCUCCGCCGCGGCUGCGCGGGCCGGGCCGGGCCGGGCCGGGCCAUGAGGGCUGUGGGGGCCGCGCGGGGCGCGGCGCUGGCGGCGGCGGCGGUGACCGCGGUGGCGCUGGCGGUGGCGGCCUGGCUGCGGGCCCGGCCCGUGCGGGAGGUGCUGUUCUUCCCCUCGCGGCCCUGCUGCAUCGAGGCGCUGCUGGCCGAGGCGGCCGAGCCCGGGGUGCCCGCCCGGCCCUGCCCGUGCCCGCUGCCGAGCGGCGACACCGCCCUGAGCCGCCUGGUGCGCCGCCUCCUCUCCGCCCGCCGCUCGCUCGACCUCUGCCUCUUCUCCUUCUCCUGCCCGCAGCUCGCCCGAGCCGUGCAGCUCCUGCACCGCCGCGGGGUCCGCGUCCGCCUGGUGACGGACGCGCAGUACAUGGGGCUGCACGGCUCCCAGAUCGGCCGCCUGCGCCACGCGGGGAUCCAGGUGCGCCACGACCAGCACAGCGGGUACAUGCACCACAAGUUCGCCAUCGUGGACCGCAGGAUGCUCAUCACAGGCUCCCUCAACUGGACCACCCAGGCCAUCCAGAGCAACCGGGAGAAUGUGCUGGUCGUGGAGGACACCGAGUACGUGAAGGCUUUUCAGGAGGAGUUUGAAAGGAUUUGGGAGGAGUACAAUCCUGCCAAUUACAGGUUUUUUUCCGAAAGGCAGUAAAUGAUUGAGCUGCUUCACAGGGCUAGAGGAGCCUGGUAACACCCACAGAGUUUAUUAUUAUGUAUAGACAUCAUUGUUUUGUCCAUCUGGGUGUAACUUUGGUAAAUGUCUCCAGAGAAGUGAAGUGUUCUCUGCCCUAAAAUGCCACUGAUCCCUUGCUGUGGGUCAUUGCCGUGCUAGAGGGAGUGACACAAGUGUUGGGUUGUGAGGGUGACAGAGCUGCAUCCAUAUGCGUUAAAACUUCGGGCAGGCUCGUUGCUGUGCCCUGGUCCAGACCAGGUGUGUUCCUGCAGUGCUGAGAAUGUGUUUCAGUGGUAAAAGGAACAUUUUCCAACUCGGGAUAUGGAAUGGAAUUGUAGCCAAUUCCAAAUGGAAUUGCAGCCCAAGGGCUCCUCUACACUGGUAAGGAAGGGGGAGAUUAGAGGCCUACAGCAGAGUUAAGAGUUUCUAUAGAUUAAGUGCCUUGGUUACAUUUCUUGUUGGCAUUAAUUGUUGAAAGUUGGUAAAAGGAAAUUCCUGGGAACUUGCAACAAUUUUUCAUUUUUAAUUGUGUACAUGUUUCUUUUGGGUAAAGGCUGGCAGAGCUCUGGUGUAAAAGAUGAGCACAGAUGGUAAUGACAGCUUCUCUUCCAGCAAGGAAGUGUAGGGAGCUCUGGAAGGAAAUGAAAAAUGGUUCUUUGGGAUCAGGGUUUAUCUGGAGAGCAGACAUGGCUGGAGUUGGGUCACCCACUUCAGGUGGGCUCUGGAAAGCCCACCUGGUUCUUUUGGGUGUUGGGACACCUGCCAUGGUCUGUGCCCUCGCCUGGCAGCACCAGCCUGGGGACAGCGAGAGGAGGGAGGUGACAUCUCUGUCCCCACAGCUCAGUGUGGAACAAAGGUGAUGUAAACCUAAGAAUUUCAAACCCAAAAUAGUGUCUAUGUAAGAAUUGUUUUAUACUGACUAGAAUGUGCCUUAGAAUCUCUCAAAAUGAAAAGAGUUUUUUAUAUUCUGUUACCAUUUUUGUUACCAGUAGUGCUGUGAAUGGCACUGUUAAAUAAACCAUUUUCACAAAAAA
This is a messenger RNA of Serinus canaria (Common canary), 2628 nucleotides long. It is a transcript of the gene PLD6, whose product is annotated as phospholipase D family member 6. Gene Ontology annotation, cellular component: mitochondrion. NCBI's taxonomy places the organism in Eukaryota, Metazoa, Chordata, Aves, Passeriformes, Fringillidae. Gene Ontology annotation, molecular function: RNA endonuclease activity producing 5'-phosphomonoesters, hydrolytic mechanism. Bases 926 to 1573 code for a protein of 215 amino acids. The transcript is spliced from 2 exons. Gene Ontology annotation, biological process: piRNA processing. The record is from RefSeq and is a predicted model, not a curated record.